This is a messenger RNA of Xenopus laevis (African clawed frog), 4837 nucleotides long. It is a transcript of the gene fes.S, whose product is annotated as FES proto-oncogene, tyrosine kinase S homeolog. The coding region runs from base 442 to 2910 and encodes 822 amino acids. The transcript is spliced from 19 exons. Lineage: Eukaryota; Metazoa; Chordata; Amphibia; Anura; Pipidae. Gene Ontology annotation, cellular component: microtubule cytoskeleton; cytoskeleton; cytosol. The record is from RefSeq and is a predicted model, not a curated record. Gene Ontology annotation, molecular function: protein tyrosine kinase activity; ATP binding; nucleotide binding.
CGAAUGCGUUCAUGCGCAAAGCACUUUGACUUCAGAGAACCCACCCACUUUUCACUGAGGUAACACCGAACAGGCUGCAUAUGAGGUACUUGCCUGGCGCCCCCAAGCUUUGCGCCCUAGGCACGUGCCUCUUCUGCCUACCCCUAGUUCCAGCCCUGCUCUCCUCAUUGACUCAACUUAUGAGCACAGCCCCAGCACUGACUCGGAGCAGCGAGGGUUAAUAGCCGGGUGGGACGUGCCUUUGCACUACUCUCACUCUCUCAGAAAGGCUCAUACCACGGAAAGCAGAAGGGAGGAGGCACCGGAUGAAACCAUCCGAGACAGCCGUAGGGUGAGGGACACGGGCUCCAGUGCGUGACGCUCAUUCCCAAUAACUACAGCUUUUACACAAUCAGUGGCAAUUAUAAACCUGAGCCUCAACUGACAUCCUUCAGUCUAAGCAUGGGGUUUGCGGAAGAGUUACAGUGCCCCAAUGGGCAUGCUACUUUGUUACGUUUACAAGACACUGAACUUAGAGUGAUGGAGUCCAUGAAAAAAUGUUUUAUACAGCGUGCAAAGGGCGACAAAGAAUAUUCGAAUAUGCUUCACCAGAUUUCUGUGCAGGUCGAAAAGCUGGAUCAGUCGCUGACCCCUGGAUUAUCUGAAUACUCAAGCCAGCUCAGUGAGUCCUGGGCCACGUUGGUGUCUCAGACAGAGAACCUAAGCCAGAUUUUACGGAAGCAUUCAGAGGAUGUAAAUGCAGGACCCCUGAGCAAAUUAACCAUUCUUAUUCGGGAAAAGCAGCAGCUAAAAAAGUCUUAUAGUGAGCAAUGGCAACUUCUCAACCAGGAUUACAUGAAGACAACACAACAGGAUAUCGAAAAGCUGAGGUGUCAGUAUCGCAGCCAAGUAAAAGAAACUUUCCAAUCAAAGAGAAAAUACCAAGAGGCAUGCAGAGAUAAGGACCGCGAUAAAGCAAAGGAGAAGUAUGUGAAGAAUACAUGGAAACUGCAUGCACUGCAUAACCACUAUGUCCUGGCUGUUAGAACUGCUCAGUUACACCAUGAGCACCACUUUCUGUAUAGUCUGCCAACACUGCACGAGUCCAUGCAGAGCAUUCACCAGGAGAUGGUCCAGAUUCUCAAGAAUAUUAUGCAAGAAUACUCUGAAAUCACAAGUCUAGUACAAGAGGAAGUAGUUUCCCUGCAUAGAGAAAUUGCCAGUGCUGUUAACAGAAUCAGCCCUGAGCAGGAAUAUGACAAUUUUCUCCAGAUGAAAAGGUCAGUGUCUGAAUUGCCACCCAUUGUGACAUUUGAUACCAGUUUGCUGGAGGAGACAGAUGACCUGGAAGAAGAACUACAGCUAAAUGACCUGACAGUUGAGAGUGUGCAACAUACGUUGACGUCUGUUGAAGAAGAACUUGCUUCAGUCACGGCGGCCAUUGAAAGCAAACAGGAUAUAGUGAAACAACUACACUCCGAUAUUGCAAUAGAAGAAAAGACCACAGAUUGCAGAGAACAGCUUAAUCUGUUGGCCAAAAGACAUGCUCUACGGGAUGCCCUUCUGCAGUAUCACAUGACUCUCUGCAACAAGAACAAGAUCCAGGGCCAGAGAGAAAUGCUAAAGAGAAAGAUGAACACUAUUGGAUUUGGGGACCCUCCUCCUGCCCUUCAACUUCAGGAUGAUAACCAGUCAAUUACUUCAGUGGAGCGCGAAUGUGGGAAGAAAACAUUAGAAAAUAUAAAAAAUCACAUUUCUGGAAUAUUUCGGCCUAAAUUUUCUUUGCCUCCUCUUUUGCCUUUGGUCCCAGAUGUCCAGAAACCUCUCAGCCAACAGAACUGGUACCAUGGUGCCAUACCUCGCUCUGAAGUCCAAGGACUGUUGGUGAAUCGAGGGGAUUUCCUUGUCCGGGAGAGCCAGGGCAAGCAAGAAUAUGUGCUGUCUGUACUAUGGGAUGGGCAACCACGACAUUUUAUCAUUCAGAACGUAGAUAAUCUUUACAGGUUAGAAGGAGAAGGCUUUUCAACGAUCCCAUUGCUGAUCAAUCACUUCGUCAAAACCCAGCAAGCAGUGACAAAAAAGAGUGGUGUUAUCAUAAAUAAAGCUAUUUUUAAGGACAAAUGGGUGAUGGAGCAUGAAGAAGUCAUACUGGGAGAAAGAAUUGGAAAGGGAAAUUUUGGUGAAGUAUUCAGCGGACGCCUUCGGGCUGAUAACACACCAGUGGCAGUAAAAAGCUGUCGGGACACACUGCCGCCAGACUUAAAGGAUAAGUUUCUAAUGGAAGCCAGAAUACUGAAACAAUAUAGUCACCCUAACAUUGUCAAACUUAUUGGAGUCUGCACACAAAAACAUCCAAUUUACAUUGUUAUGGAGCUAGUGCAAGGUGGAGACUUUCAGACGUUUCUACAGAAUCAAGGUCCCAGGCUGAAGGUGAAAGAGCUUAUUAGGAUGUCAGAAAAUGCUGCGGCUGGAAUGGAGUAUUUGGAGAGUAAACAUUGUAUUCACAGGGACCUUGCAGCCCGUAACUGUCUGGUCACUGAGAAAAAUGUCUUAAAGAUAAGUGACUUUGGCAUGUCCAGAGAAGAAGAAGAUGGAGUGUAUUCAUCCACUGGGGGGAUGAAGCAGAUUCCUAUUAAAUGGACGGCGCCAGAAGCCCUCAAUUACGGUCGGUACAGUUCAGAGAGUGAUGUUUGGAGUUUUGGUAUCUUACUCUGGGAAGCCUUCAGCUUGGGUUCCGUUCCUUAUGCAGCUAUGACCAACCAGCAAACAAGGGAGGCCAUAGAACAGGGAGUUCGUCUGCUUGUCCCAGAUAACUGCCCUGAUGAAGUCUAUAGCUUGAUGCUGAGAUGCUGGGAAUAUGAUCCAAAGAAGCGGCCUAAUUUCAGCAUUGUGCAUCAGGUGCUUGUCACCAUCCGCAAGAGAUACCGAUAAGUCUUCUGAUACUAUGAACUCUUUCCUGGCAGAUAUUCACUGCAUUGCAAUAAGGGGCUUUGUGUGCCAUCCUUUCUGGGUUUCACUGCAGAAUCUUUUAGUGAUUCCCUUACUGAUGCAAUAGGACUCUGUUUUCCAUCCUUUCUGGGUUUUACCGCGGAACCUUAGGCAUUGGUGCACUGUAGUAAUUGGGUGGUGUGUGCCAUCCUUUUUGGGUUUCACUGCAGAACACCCCAGAGAUGCAUUUACUGGUGAACGUCUGCAACAGGGCUUACUUGCCUGUUCUUUUUGGGUUUUAUUGCAAACCCUUAGAGAUUCAGGUAUUAGAGCACAGCAGUACAUUUUUUUACUCACUGUAGUCAUGGGGCAUGUGUCAGUGUGGCAGACGUUGACUUAUUGCUGCACUGCAGAAACAGGUCUCUGGGCUAAGGUUGUCAUCUGAACAGUAUUUUACUGGCCUAGCCAACAGUGAUGUGCAGUUCCGGUUUUCCCCGACCUGCACCUGACCCUAACCCGACCUCCCUCCACCCACGCCCGCCCGCAACUUCCAGGUUUCUUUUAUAGACCCGUACCGACCACUGAUGACAUCACAAACAGGGGCGGGCGAUAAGGUGCGUGUCUAUAAGAAAAAGGAAGCCGGCAGACCGGCAGUGCAAGUGGCUGUUGGGGAGAGCACGAGAGCAUGCCCGCCACCCACAACCGGAGGUGCAAAAUCAGCCCGCGCAGGUCCGGACUGCGAAUUUAAAUAGGCCCUGGCAUUUCAGGUACACAGAGGCCCAAUCAGCCCACAUAGAGGCCCAAACAGCUCCCACCAGCCCACUAAAUACUGACUUUCUAUGGGACCUUAUAGCAGCCCCUCUGGCAUUUGCCAGAACCCACAGAUUGCCAGUCCGGGCCUGAGCCCGCGGGUAUCAGCCCCGGCUUGCACAUCACUACUAGCCAAUAAAAUUAUGCUUCAUGCCAAUGUUAUUAAUAGUGAAAUGAGAUUAAAAUAUAGGAAAGUCUGUAUUUUUAUCCAGAGAAGGUGGCAACCCUACUAUGGGAAAUGGUUUUUCGGCAACAGAUAAUGAAGGAUUGUGGAAGAGAUUGUAAGCUCUGUUGACCCAUGUCACAAACACUCAAUACUCAGACCAAUCCAGGCCCAAGCUGAUGAGUUGAAAAGAAAAAAUGUCACCUGUAAUUUUAAAGGUGUGGAUUCAACCAACAUUUUCUAAACCAUCUUGCUUUUAUUAAUUUUGUCCUUGCCCCAUUGCUGCACUUCAGAGACCAAAACAACGUCAAAGAGCAGACACUAUUGAUUGUAGCUCAAGAGCAUGAGAACAUCAUACUUACUGUGUAUCAAUAGAAAUGUUAAAACAGGCAUGGGACAUGGUGUUUUCCAGAUAAGGGAUCUCAAUACCUUAAACAUUAAUUAAAAAGGAAUCCAAACGGAUUAAUUAUAUUUUAGGGUGACUUACAAGGUAAUAUUUAUUAUUAGAGAGAAAAAGGAAAUAAUUUUUAAAAGUCUGAACAAUUCAAUUAAAAUAGUCCAUGAGAGAAGAUUUUCCUGUAAUUUGGAGAUUUCUGGAUAACAGAUCCCAUACCUGUACUAAGUAUAUCGACUGGAAAGGACUGUUACUGACUACACCACAAUCCCCUCACGAUAAUUAUCUGCAUCUACAAAAUAUAGAGACUUGAUUAAAAAAAUUAAAUUUUUAUGCUUAGGGGCAAAUGUAUUAUUUUUUGCGUUAUUGUGAACAAAAAAAAAGCUAAACAUGAUCAAGCUUUUUUUGUACUUACGUUUUUUCCAGGAUUGUGUUUUUUUCUGCAAAUUUCAUAUUGAAGAAAGAGUUAAAUGGCUUAAAUUCUAUCAUGGAAAAAAAUUAUAUUGUUCAAGUCAAUAUCAUUAUUAAAAUUAGCAUUAAUUAAAAUAAAAGCUUUAAAAACA